UAUUAUAUUCUGCAAUCAAAUUCAUAAUAUUUGUAUUAAUUCUCUAUAAAGCUGCUUCUUCUGGCUUUCAUCUUAAAAUCUUAUUUAAACAAAAUAAGUUUUAUAUUUAAUGCUAAAAUGCUUACAUUAGCAUUUAUUCUACUGACAGUCAACAUUUGUAAUGCAAAUCAAGACUAUUAUUGGAGAGACUAUACGGGGAAAAUUCCAUCGGAUGCCUUUGUGGCCGGUCAAGACGUAAACCAGGAAAAAGUCUAUAUUGGUCUGGUUUACUUGAAAUCGGCAGGAAUAGUUCCAACAACCAUAUUACAAGGGCAAAAAGUUACCGAUAUAUUAUCUGUUGGUAAUUUAAAUAUACCAGAAAAGACACAGAACUAUGUACAGAUUCUUUGCACAGACACUCCACAGAUGCUUGAGUGGAUAACAGCCAACAAGACCCACUUCCAUUUCUUGACCAUGAACAAGCAUGUAGUAAGAGGAGGAGUUCAGACUGAUCACUGGCUCAGCAUCGGAAGGGUUUACUAUCAGAACGAGAUCAUUAUAGGGAAAAUCUUAAGUGGUCGUGCCACUAUUAAUGAUGCCUUUAUGCAGUACGUUCAUAGCAACGAUAUAACCACUGCUUAUUCCUAUGAGGUUCUUGUUAAUAAGGAAUCAGAUAGGGAUUCUGAAAAUGAGCUUAUUGAGAUUGCUUAAAUAAUUGGUCAAAUUGCAUAUGAUUUUUUAUUUAUUUAUUCAAAUACUUAUAAUUUAAAUUAAACUUUAAAAAAUUAUAAUACUGACUAUAUAAUUAAAAAUCACAGUAGACUAGAAAUAGACUACAUUAUAAGCUGUUUUGUGAUAAAUGAGACAUAAUUGACAUUAAAGUUCGUAACAAGUUUUCACGAAACAUAA
Molecule: messenger RNA, 888 nt
Organism: Anthonomus grandis grandis
Lineage: Eukaryota; Metazoa; Arthropoda; Insecta; Coleoptera; Curculionidae
Exons: 3
Coding region: 118-690 (190 amino acids)
Source: RefSeq, a predicted model, not a curated record